AUGGCGGACUACGACGACCGGGUUGGGCUCAUCGAGGACGAGCUGCCGGAGCAGCUCCCCGAGAACCUCCGCUCCGUCCGCGAGGGCCAUUUGACCCAUCGAGGUGCCACCGCCCUCUUUCGCACCCUGCGCACCUUGGGCCCUGCCGCCACCGCGCUGCUGCUCGGUCUCGUGCUGCUCGCCGCCGUCACCCUGGCGGCCUUUGGCGGGACAGCGCGCUGGAGCGCGAGCGCUCCGGUGCUUUUGACCGACGUGCUGGAUCCGGGCCCUCUCCAGUACUGGCACUGCUCGAAAGAGGAGAUGAAUGUGCCCAUGCAAAUCCUGGACCGCUCCAAGGCCAAGCGCGGCCCCUGGGACUUCGACUUCUUGGAGGUUGAAACAGGAAACUAUAAGCGUAUCGUCAGCUUGCCCUCGAUGGAACAUGAUGGAUUCCAUGGGGAGAAGCUGAACGCUUGUGCCAUGAACAACCUAGAUGAGUACAUCUACUGUGUCCUUCAGGUGCGCAAAGACAAGAAGUAUGAAUUAUACAUUGUGCGGGUUGGCAUCGUUGACUACGACACCAAAUUGGCCGGCAUCCACUUCGUCGCGCGCGUGCGACCGGGGAGCAUCUACUCCGCUGCGUUCGACAUGGAGGGGACCUUCUACUUUGGGCCCAAGAAGCUGCACGUGAUCAAAGAUCUUCACUUGGCCGAGGGCAAAUCCUUCCUCCUGCGCAGUGAAGCCAUGAACCUGAUGAAUGCACCUAGCUACAAGGUUCACAAAGACUGCCAGGGCGCCGAUUAUGCCUUUUGGGAGAAGGAGGUGGAUGGGAAGAAGUUGAAGAUUCUUUGGAUGCUCCGAGAUUUCAAGGUCACAGCCCUCGAUGUGACGACGCCGGGACAGGCGACCUGCAAGGUCUGGAAAAGCGACGGGAUUCCCAGCAACACCAGAGGACACUAUGGCGCCGGGUGGACGUUCAAGAAGCCCGAUGGCUCUGUGGCGGUCUACUUCUCCAACAACGCAGGUAGAGGCGUCUAUGGGAUUGAUCACAGCCGGCUGGAUUUGAACUCCGACACGAUUCACAUGUACAAAGUGGGCGAGUCAGAGGCAACCAGUAAGAACGAUGGUGCGAAUUGUAUGAGCAUGUCUUCAGUCUCGCCCUUUAAAGCAGAGCCACCGAAGUUCCUGGCGCCCAUCGAAGAAAAGCCAGCUGUGGAAGAGAAGACAGAACCAGAGCCAACUAAGGAAAAGACGCCUCCGCCAUCCAAGGAGAUUGCUGGAAAAGACGCCUGGGCAAGAUGUGCCGCAGAAGGCUGCAGAGAUUCCGACGCUCAGUGUGAAGGACAAGGACGAUUCGGUCGUGGAAGUCUCGUAUGA
Durusdinium trenchii is the source of this 1356-nucleotide messenger RNA. Lineage: Eukaryota; Dinophyceae; Suessiales; Symbiodiniaceae. The record is from the annotation of a GenBank genome assembly.